CGAAAUGGCAGGAGCGGUGGGUGCCCUCCCAGAAUCGAGACAACUACGGGAAGUUCAGGCUGACGGCAGGGGCGUUUUAUGGCGACCGAGAGCUCGACAAAGAUUCAAGCCUCAACUGACUUCUAACACUGUCUUCUGUACUCAAACAGACUCAAGCCUCAACUGACUUCUAACUCCUAACACUGUCUUCUGUACUCAAACAGACUGAAGCCUCAACUGUCUUCUAACUGCUAACACUGUCCAUUCUUCUAUUUUGUGUAUCGUUGGAAUGUUUAAGUUUCUGUCAAAUAUGUUGUGUUGUUGUUUCGGGCUUGUCCCUGUUGUGAGCCGCCCCGAAUCCCUUCGGGGAGAUGGGGCGGGAUAUAAAAAUAAAGUUUAUUAUUAUUAUUAUUUGCUCAAACAGACUCAAGCCUCAACUGACUUCUAAAUCCUAACACUGUCUUCUGUACUAAAACAGACUCAAGCCUCAACAGUCUUCUAACUGCUAAUACUGGCUUCUGUACUCAAAUAGACUGAAGCCUCAAUUGUGUUCUAACUCGUAACACUGUACUCAAACAGACUCGAGCCUCAACUGACUUCUGACUCCUCUAACACUGGCUUCUGUACUCAAACAGACUCAAGCCUCAACUGUCUUCUAACUCUUCACACUGGCUUCUGUACAAACAAACUCAAGCCUCAACUGUCUUCUAACUUCUAACACUGGCUUCUGUACUCAAACAGACUCAAGCCUCAACUGACUUCUAACUCCUGUCUUCUGUACUAAAACAGACUCAAGCCUCAACUGUCUUCUAACUGCUAACACUGGCUUCUGUACUCAAACAGACUCCAGCCUCAACUGACUCCUCUAACACUCUUCGCUAUGACCCCUAGGCCUGCAGACCAGCGAGAACCUCAAGUUCUAUGCCAUCUCGGCCCGCUUCCAGCCGUUCAGCAACGCCGGGCGGCCCCUGGUCCUGCAAUACACGGUGAAGCAUGAGCAGAAGAUGGACUGUGGCGGCGGAUACGUCAAGCUCUUCCCGGCGGAUCUGGACCAGAGGAACAUGAGCAGCGCCUCCCCCUACUACGUCAUGUUCGGUGAGCAAAGGCCGGCCUUCCGCCCCAGGAGGCGCCCAGCUUUUGAGGCCAGGGAGCCAACUCUCCCCUCUUUCCCAGGUCCGGACAUCUGCAGCUCCGACAUUCGCAAAGUCCACGUCAUUUUGAGGCACAAGGACAAGCUUUACCCCAUUAAGAGAGAGAUCCGCUGCAAAGUGGACGGGUUCACGCACCUGUACACGCUGAUCCUGAGGCCGGACCACACCUACCAGGUGAAGAUUGACAACGCCCGCGUGGCCUCGGGGCUCCUGGAGGACGACUGGGCCUUCCUCCCUCCCAGGACCAUCAACGACCCGCGGGUGGAGAAGCCGCGCGACUGGGACGACCGGCCCGAAGUGGACGACCCGGACGACACCAAGCCCGAGGACUGGGACGUGUCGGAGUUCAUCCUGGACACCAGCGCCGAGCGUCCGGCGGAUUGGGACGAAGGCCGGCAGGGGCGGUGGCAGCCCCCGCUCCUCCAGAACCCCCUCUACCGGGGGGAGUGGAAGCCCCGGCGGAUCCCGAACCCCAAGUUCCGCGGCGCUUGGCCCCACCCGCAGGUCGCCAACCCAGCCUUCGCUCCGGACGCAAGCCUGGCCAUCUACCGAGACAUCGGGGCCAUCGGGCUGGACCUUUGGCAGGUCAGGUCCGGCACCAUUUUCGACAACUUCUUAAUCGCCGAUGAUGAAGAAUACGCCGAAGAAUUUGGAGAGGACACUUGGGGGGAGACCAAGGACCCUGAACAGGAGAUGAACAAGCAGCAGAUCGAGGAGGAGAGGAGGAAGGAGCAGAUGGAGGAAGAGCGGAAGAGGGAGGAGAGGAAGGCAGCCAAGAAGGAGAAGAAGGAGAAGGAGAAAAAGAAGAAGAAGAAGAAAAAGAAGAAGGAAGGAAAGGCCCCAAGGGAGGAACUCUGAGGCGGCGUCUGCACUGCCAUUCCGUCCAGUUUCUGAAUCCCGAUGGUUGUCUGCUUUGAGCUGGGUUCUGGACUUCAACUCUCACAAUUCCUAACAGCUGGUAUUAUAAGAUAUUGUUAUACAUUUUAUAUUUAUUACACUACUAUAUUUUUGAUAUUAUAUUAUUAUUAUAUUUUAUUAUUAUAUUACUAUUUUUGAUAUAUUAUUAUAUUACUAUUUUUGUUAUAUUUUAUUAUUCUUACUAUAUUUUUGAUAUUUUAUUAUAUUUUAUUAUUAUAUUGCUAUUUUUGAUAUUAUAUUAUUAUAUUACUAUUUUUGUUAUAUUAUUUUAUUAUUUUGUUAUAUUAUUAUAUUUAUUAUAUUUUAUUACUAUUUUGUAAUAGUAUUAUUUUUUUAUUAUUACAUUACUAUAUUUUUGAUAUUAUAUUAUUAUUAUAUUAUAUUAUUAUUUUUGUUAUAUUAUUAUAUUUUAUUAUAUUAUUAUAUUUUAAUAAUUAUAUUUUAUUAUUUUUGUUAUUAUAUUAUAAUAUUUUAUUACUAUUUUUGUUAUAUUAUUAUUAUAUUUUAUUAUUAUUACAUUACUAUAUUUUUGAUAUUAUAUUAUUAUAUUUUAUUAUAUUACUAUUUUUGAUAUUAUAUUAUUAUAUUAUAUUGUUAUAAUACUAUUUUUGUUAUAUUAUUAUUAUUGUUAUAUUUUAUUAUAUUACUAUAUUUUAUUAUAUAAUUAUAAUUACAUUUUAUUAUUUUGGUUACAUUAUUAUAUUUAUUAUAUUUUAUUACUAUUUUUGUUAUAUUAUUAUUAUUAUUAUAUUUUAUUAUUAUUACAUUACUCUAUUUAUUGUUAUAUUAUUAUAUUAUUAUUAUUUUGCUAUAUUUUUUGUUAUCAUAUAACUAUAUUAUUUGAUAUAAUUAUAUUUUAUUAUAUUGUUAUUCUAUUUAUUAUGUUAUUAUGAUAAUAUUAUGAUUUUAUUCGGCGUUGUGAGAGUUGGAGUCCAAAACACUGGUCUACACGGUGAGAUAACCCAGUUCUAAUCAGAUGCAGAAACCGGAUCCUUCAAUAGCAUCGAUAGACCUGGCUUAUGUUCUAAGAUUAAGUUUUAAUAAAUGAGGAUUUAUUCUCAAAUUGA
This is a messenger RNA of Anolis carolinensis (green anole), 3115 nucleotides long. RefSeq names its product calreticulin 3 (gene calr3). The record is from RefSeq and is a predicted model, not a curated record. Gene Ontology annotation, biological process: protein folding. Gene Ontology annotation, molecular function: calcium ion binding. Bases 984 to 1988 code for a protein of 334 amino acids. The transcript is spliced from 7 exons. Lineage: Eukaryota; Metazoa; Chordata; Lepidosauria; Squamata; Anolidae. Gene Ontology annotation, cellular component: endoplasmic reticulum membrane; endoplasmic reticulum.